AUGGUUAUCUAUCAUGACAUCUUGGUCAAUCUUAGCAUGCCUAUGUUAAUAGGUAGUCUUUUCCCUAGAAAGAAAAAAGAUGGAGACUUUCUCUCAGUUUCCAUCGUCCAUAUCAACGUGGGGUUUCGUCUCCGCUACAAGUGCUCUGCUCUGCUUUUGCAAUUUGGCAAUGUCAUGUUCCGCGAAACUAACCCCAGUUUUUCGAACCCUGGAGGCUCGACAAUAUGGCAGCCUGGGGACGAAGGAGGGGCGUGUAUAGAAAGGAAUAUCAUCGACCUUACGACACUCAACACCACACAACAAACAUUGAGACAAGUCACGAUACGGAUGAAACGGGUGGAGGUGUGGAACAAGACAACUGUCGAUGUAGUUAUCAAAAGGAAAGAGAAACUCAAUAUACUUUAA
Messenger RNA from Fusarium graminearum PH-1, 405 nucleotides. RefSeq lists its product as uncharacterized. The record is from RefSeq and is a predicted model, not a curated record. The coding region runs from base 1 to 405 and encodes 134 amino acids. The transcript has a single exon. NCBI's taxonomy places the organism in Eukaryota, Fungi, Ascomycota, Sordariomycetes, Hypocreales, Nectriaceae.